This is a messenger RNA of Dermacentor silvarum, 700 nucleotides long. RefSeq lists its product as uncharacterized. The transcript has 2 exons. The record is from RefSeq and is a predicted model, not a curated record. Bases 11 to 328 code for a protein of 105 amino acids. Lineage: Eukaryota; Metazoa; Arthropoda; Arachnida; Ixodida; Ixodidae.
GGUCUGCAACAUGAGCGCCUUCCUGAAACAGGCUCGAGUGUGCUGGAAGGAGGCCGCCGUCUACUCGGACAAGCCCGAAGGAAUUUGCGCGCACAAAGUGGACGCGAUGUUCCGUCGCUGCCUGGUACGCGUCACCAAGCUGAGCAGCUGCGAAGAUGACGAGCGCGCUAAGCAGCGGAUCCGCGGAGAAGUGGACUCGCAGCGCGCCCACUGCGUGGGGGCCUCCGCGCAUAGCGCGGCAGCUGUGUCUCUCAGCCUCCCGAGAGCUGCGAGCUUCCUGUUCGCCGGGGCAACGCUGCUCGCGCUCGGCGGAUUCCCAGCGAGUUGAUCAAGCAGACAGUUCGCGCCCCGCCGUGAAAUUAUCGUACAUAGUACUCGGCGUGGGUCUAGACACAUUGAUAACGGGCGAGGAGGCGCCGGCAUAGAGAAAAUCGCAGUGAGCUGUAUUUCGAAUGCAUCGCGCUCUCGUGUCAAAUAACAUCGCUAUUCCAACAUACGCUAUUAUCACCUUGAACAAAACACGCGAACCUCCUCGCAUGCGGCGGCAAGCUAGUGAAUUAAGCGGGCUGAGCGCUAUGGAGCCCGCUGGUAUCGCCAGUUUCUACAGUUCCCGGCCAAAGGCGGCUGCGACCACAAGCGGUGGAAAUUAUGAUCUAUAAUUUAAACGCAUAUAGGUAUCUGGAUGUACACUGAGCUUCGA